UCCAUCUUGUCUGAAACAAGAGCACACCAAUCGACAAGUACUCCUUCAGACCAAUCUACUACUUCCUCAUCGUUCUCUUCCUCGUUCAAUCAUCAGCCGCCGCUGGAGAUGAUGAGCCGGUUCCUGCGCCAUGGCCGGAGCAGUUUCACGCGUUGAUGUUGAUGAAUAAAUCCGGAUCCUUGGAAAUUGUAGACCUUUGGUACGACUGGGUCAAUGGACGUAACUUUAACAUCAUUCAGAAGCAGCUUGGCAGGCUCAAAUAUGACCUCGAAUGGAACAAUGGCACUUCUUUCUAUUACUCCCUCGACGAAUCCAGAACCUGCCGCACCGUUCAUUUCGAGGUUGGAAUCUUGAGGCCAAAUUGGCUAGAUGGAGCAAAGUAUUUGGGCCAACGACAUGUAAAUGGGUUUUUAUGCAACGUCUGGGAGAAGGUUGAGUUCUUAUGGUAUUAUGAGGAUGUUGUCACCAAGAGACCUGUACAAUGGAUCUUCUAUACAGGGAGGGAAGCUCAUGUGAUGACAUUUGAGGUUGGAGCUGUCCUAGAAGACGAGAAAUGGCAGGCUCCUGUCUAUUGUUUCCACAAUGAGAAGAAGAAGAAGCAAAGUGAGUAGUAAAAAUUGUGUUUCAUUGUACAUGUAGAGUUUUGAGCAUCUUUCAAAUAUAUAUCAACCGUUCAGUGAGGAAGUCAUAUAAUCAAAAACUUGGUUUUAUGUAAUCUUGUGGAGUAUAUAUAAAAGUAGACUAAGUUCGGACCC
Messenger RNA from Camelina sativa (false flax), 755 nucleotides. RefSeq lists its product as uncharacterized. NCBI's taxonomy places the organism in Eukaryota, Viridiplantae, Streptophyta, Magnoliopsida, Brassicales, Brassicaceae. The record is from RefSeq and is a predicted model, not a curated record.